CAAAAGUUCGUGCCGGCUCAAGUUGGAUCUGCCCCCGUCUUGAACACUCCACGCCACGUCCCCGGGCGGUCAUUACAAUUGAAUUCGGUCUUUUUCUAAUUUACGGCCCAACACCCACACAGUUGCCCAGAUGAAGAGGCUGCAGCUCCAACGAUGGAGCAGUUCGGUCCUUUCGGCGCAGGCCCGGACUGGUGGCCGCCUGCAGCACCGUCUCUACACUGGCAUCCGGCAUCAAUCGACCGCUUCGCCUGCUGCGCCGGCUGCCAAUGAUCAAUUGCUCGAGGAAGACCCUCUAGCAUCAUCUAUUCGCCCCCCUACCUCCCGACAGUCGAAGUACCAACUCCCGUCUCCCCCGGUCGAGGCCGCACGCGAGUCCGCCAAACUGGCUGCGCUUCACGCACGACUUUACCUUCCUUCACGAUUACCCCUCGAGACCCUUGCUCGCUCUCUCGUGGACGCCUCGGCUGAUCCCAACCCCAAAUUCAACAAUGAGUCCCUGGCCACCCUUGGUCACGAUUUGUUGACACACUACACCUCCGAAUACCUCAUCUGCACGUAUCCCCGACUCCCCUUGACCGUUAUAUUCGCAGCCAUGUAUGCGUAUGUCGGGCCCAAGACAUUGGCCGCAAUGGCGAGAGAAUGGGGUGUGGAGUCCGCUGCUGCUCCUGGUGGAGAGGUUGACCCCGGCUACCUGCAGUUCAACAGAGUCCUCCCGGGAGUUGAUGUGCACUCGAAGCCUGUCACUGGCACAGCGAGACCUCACGAAGAUCAGACACAUUGGCGGAAGUCGAUCACGUCAAGUGUCGUCUACGACAAUGAGUUCGGAGACCCAGUCAAGGGGCCCAAGGAUCCCUCGGAACAGUCUAAGCAGGACGCCCAGAACACCCAGGGCGUCACCGCCGAACAGGCUAACGCAACCUUUGUGCGUGCUGUGAUGGGUGCUAUCUACCUGCACGCAGGCCGCCCUGCUGCCAAGCGCUUCUUUGAGCAGCACUUCCUCUCUCGUCACCUCAACAUCUCCGACCUGUUCAACUUCUCCCAACCCGCUCGUGAUCUUGCUCGCCUGUGUGCUCGGGAGAAUUUCGAGCAGCCCGUUGCCCGGAUCAUCAGUGAAACCGGUCGCAAGAGCCGACACCCCGUGUUCGUCGUUGGCAUCUACUCUGGUCAGGAUAAGUUGGGCGAGGGCGCUGGCGCCAGUCUGCUCGAGGCUCGUUCCAGGGCUGCCGUCGCCGCCCUGAAGGGAUGGUACCUGUACAGUCCGCUGAACGUGCGUGUGCCUAGUUCGAUGGAGGAAGAGGGAGCCGCUCCCUGGAAGCCGGUGCACGUGGACUUGGGCGAGGUGAUUGUGUAGAGAGUGGGCAUGAGAGAGAGAUGUCUAAGAAACGGCGUCACACAUUAUAUCUGUUAUAGAUGUUGUCAAUGCGGGAUUGACAGCGAUGCAACAUUACAUACUGCUACCCCCUCAUCUAUUCACCAUUGCAAGGAUUUGUACAAUAUGGGAAAUCUAUUCUUUUAUUUUUCUUCUGAUGUUAUUUCUAUGUUCAUGUUAUCCGAUUUAAACGCUAUUUUUUUUUUUUUUUUUUUUUUU
Aspergillus vadensis CBS 113365 is the source of this 1588-nucleotide messenger RNA. Its product is annotated as mitochondrial 54S ribosomal protein mL44. The coding region runs from base 131 to 1351 and encodes 406 amino acids. The transcript has a single exon. Gene Ontology annotation, cellular component: nucleus. Lineage: Eukaryota; Fungi; Ascomycota; Eurotiomycetes; Eurotiales; Aspergillaceae. Gene Ontology annotation, molecular function: ribonuclease III activity; double-stranded RNA binding. The record is from RefSeq and is a predicted model, not a curated record. Gene Ontology annotation, biological process: regulation of gene expression; primary miRNA processing; rRNA processing.